AUGGCGACCGUCGCGGGCCUUAUCCGGCUCCUCCUCGUCGCCGCGCUGGCGCUGCGCCAGGCGGCGGGGGAAGUAAAGCCGCCGCCGCCGUGCCCGCUCGACCUGGGCUACGUGCGCACGUUCCCGUGGGACCGCGCGCCGUGCGCGCCGCCGGUCUCCAACGUCACCGCCUGCUGCAUGACCCUGCUCUCCGUGCUCGGCAUCGGCCUCGCCGCGCGCCUGCGCGCCACCGGCCUCUUCCGCCUCCCGUCCCCGCCGGCCUCGGCCGCCUGCAUCCGCGCCUUCUCCGACGCGCUCGCCUCGCCGCCGCUCUCGCUCCCGCGCUCCCUCGCGCCAGCCUGCUUCCCCGUCCCGUCCCAGUUCGCCAUCUCCCCGUCCUACUGCGCCGGGGUCACCACCGCCGCGCAGUACGUCGCCACCGUCGGUGAUGUGGCUGCCGGGGAACUCAACUCCUCCUGCGGCUCCAACCUCACCGACACGUCCUUCUGCUACGCCUGCCUCGCCGCCGGAAUCCAUGCCUUGGCUCGACUCACAGCUGCCGCCGGCAAAGCCUCCAACUCCCUCAACUGCUUCUACCUCACCGCCCUCUACGCCGCCGGCGUGUCCAACUCCGCCGGCCCCACCUCCCCUGCCACCGCCGCAUGCGCCUUCGGCCUCGCUCUCUCCACCCCAUCCCCCGCAUCCUCGAAUGCCUCCAGCUCCAUUACCCACACCAACAUCGCAGUCGCAACCGUCAUCCCGAUCGCAUCCGUCCUCCUCGUCUCCCUCAUAGCGCUGCUCGUUUGGACGAAGCGGCACGACGGCAUCAGCGGCAGGAACCGCGGUUUGUCCGACGAGCGGCGGCCGUCGCGGCAGCGACCAAACACCGGCUCGGUGCUGUUCGACAUCCGCGAGCUGGCGAGGGCGACCGGCGGGUUCGCGGAGCGGAACAUCAUCGGCCGCGGCGGGUUCGGCGUCGUGUACCGCGGCGUGCUCGCGGACGGGUCGGUGGUCGCCGUCAAGAAGAUGCUGGACCCGGACGUGGACGGCGGGGACGACGAGUUCGCCAACGAGGUGGAGAUCAUCAGCCACUUCCGGCACCGGAACCUGGUGCCGCUGCGCGGGUGCUGCAUCACCGACGCCGACGACCCCGACGACCAUGGCAGCAGGCAGAUGCUCCUCGUGUACGACUACAUGCCGAACGGCUCGCUCGACCGCUACAUCUUCCAGCAGCAGGACGGGGCGGCGGUGAUGCUGCCGUGGGCGCAGCGGAGGAGCGUGAUCCUGGACGUGGCGAGGGGGCUGGAGUACAUGCACUACGGUGUCAAGCCGGGAAUCUACCACCGGGACAUCAAGGCGACCAACAUACUCCUGGACGAGGACAUGCGGGCGCGCGUGGCGGACUUUGGGCUGGCACGCCGGAGCCGGGACGGGCAGUCGCACCUGACGACGCGCGUGGCCGGCACGCACGGCUACCUCUCGCCGGAGUACGCGCUGUACGGGCAGCUCACGGAGAGGAGCGACGUGUACAGCUUCGGCGUGCUGGUGCUGGAGGUGAUGAGCGGCCGGCCCGCGCUGGACCUCGCGGAGCCGUCCGGGAUGGUGCUGGUGACGGACUGGGCGUGGAUGCUCGUCAAGGCCGGCCGGACGAGGGAAGUGCUCGCCGAGGCUCUGCUUCGGGAGAAAGAGUGCCGGGCGACCGUGGAAGCCAUGGAGAGGUUCGUGCUCAUCGGCAUCCUGUGCGCGCACGUCACGGUGGCGUGCCGCCCCACCAUGCCGGAGGCGUUGAGAAUGCUGGACGGGGACAUGGACGUGCCGGACUUGCCGGACCGGCCGCAGCCGUACGGCCAGAGAAUCCCGUUCGACGAAGGCGAAGGCAACUUCAGUGCCUCGUCGGUGCUGAGCGGCCCGUUCCUGGACUUCGGCGACAUGCUCAGGUGA
This is a messenger RNA of Triticum turgidum subsp. durum (durum wheat), 1920 nucleotides long. NCBI's taxonomy places the organism in Eukaryota, Viridiplantae, Streptophyta, Magnoliopsida, Poales, Poaceae. The record is from the annotation of a GenBank genome assembly.